Molecule: messenger RNA, 2373 nt
Organism: Kuraishia capsulata CBS 1993
Lineage: Eukaryota; Fungi; Ascomycota; Pichiomycetes; Pichiales; Pichiaceae
Exons: 1
Coding region: 1-2373 (790 amino acids)
Biological process (GO): endoplasmic reticulum membrane fusion
Cellular component (GO): endoplasmic reticulum
Molecular function (GO): GTP binding; GTPase activity
Source: RefSeq, a predicted model, not a curated record
AUGGUGAUAGAAGUUUCACAGGAGAUGAUCUCGGUAGGCUCCACACCCAGUGAGCCUGUUAGUGAAUCGAUUCAGGUGAUCAAUGAGUUUAAAGAGUUCAACACCUCAUUGAUCAAGUACAUGCGUGAUAGCUAUCUCUCACCGGCCAGUCCUGACAACGGAUUGACCUACCACAUUGUCUCCGUGUUUGGAUCGCAAUCCACUGGAAAAUCCACUCUUCUGAACAACUUGUUUGGAACAAAGUUCGAUGUCAUGGACGAGGUAUCUCGUCAGCAGACCACCAAGGGCAUUUGGCUGGCACAUGCCACACACGUUGCCUCAGCCGUUGAAGGCGGUAGCUCCUCUAAUUCGACAAACAUUUAUGUGAUGGAUGUGGAAGGAACGGACGGAAGAGAGAGGGGCGAGGACCAAGACUUUGAGAGGAAAUCCGCGCUGUUUGCCCUCUCCACAUCAGAGGUCCUGCUUAUCAAUAUUUGGGAAUACCAGGUUGGUCUUUACCAGGGUGCUAAUCUGGGUCUGUUGAGAACGGUAUUCGAAGUCAAUCUGGCCCUUUUCUCACAAGAAAGAACAAAAUCAUUGAUUCUGUUUGUUAUCAGAGAUCACGUGGGAAACACUCCUCUGGAGAAUCUUGCUGGCACUCUUACUGCUGAUCUGGAAAAGAUUUGGGACCAGCUUAGUAAACCUGCAGGUGCAGAGACUUUGAAGCUGAAUGACUUUUUUGAUUUGAAAUUCGCAGCUUUGUCGCACAAAGUCUUGCAGCCAGAAGCCUUCCGGGAGGAUGUAGCCAAACUUGGCGACAGGUUUACAGGUUCCGAGCUCUUUAAGCCCGAAUAUCAUAGGGGUGUUCCUAUUGAUGGUUGGACUGUUUACUCAGAACAGAUAUGGGAACAAAUUGAGACGAAUAAAGAUUUGGAUCUGCCAACUCAAAGAAUAGCCGCUGCCCGCCAGCGCUGUGAUGAGAUAUCGUCCGAGUGUUAUGCCUCGUUUCUAGCAGAGUUCAAGAGCAUCGACCCUGUGGUGCUAUCGGGAAAAGACCUUUCAGAAAAACUCAAGGCGAUUAGGUCAACUGCUUUAUCCUCUUACAACGUUAGUGCAGUGAGGUACCCAAAUGUCGCAUAUCUAGAGAGACAGGCCUCACUGAAAGAGAAAUUGGAUCAGAACAUCAAGGACAUUUUGUCCUCCGAAAUCCGGGGAGCAUCCAAACUAGUAUCUCAGAAAUUUACCAAUGACAUUGAAGCAGCAAAGAAGUCAAGAUCGUCCGAGCCAUAUGCUGAUGUGGUACAAUCACUCUUGCAAAGCGCUCUCUCAGAGUUUGAAACUGCUGCCGGUGUCUACUCAAUUGUCGAUGAUGAGGAUGUUCAUAUCGUGAGUUACAGCUCCGAGCUGACAGAACUAACUGCUGACCUUGGUAAGGCCGCUAGUGAGGCAGUUUUCAGACAGAGACAACAGGAGAUUCUUAGUCGCACUUCAAAGAGUUUUCAGGCCAAGAUGAAGAAGACCAUAUCGUCUCUUAUCAGAUCUCCUACCUCAAGUACCUGGGACUUGGUGAUUGAGGCAUUCGAAGACACCGCAAAAUCCCUGUUAGCGCCCUACAGAACUGAAAGUGGUUACGACUUUGGUCUGGGGACCUCUGAAGAAACUACCAGCGGGCUCUAUAUGCAGAUUCGCAAGCAAUUCUGGAUCAAAUUUAGAGAUUUGCUGCACAUUCUUGUCACCGAAGACUCUGUUUCAUGGAUUUUGAGAAACAAGUUUGAGGAUCUUUUCAGAUUUGACAAAGAAGGAGUUCCAAGAAUAUGGCGCAAUGCAUCUCAGGUGGAUGAAGAGUUCAAGAAAGCUAGAACAAUUACUUUCUCUCUUCUUCCAGUGCUGGCAGACGCGGUAUUAUCAGAUGGAACUGAGAUCCACCCUGACGUGGAUAUCGCUCACGAUGUAGAGGUCACCAACUCCGAAGAGAACCCUCACAUCAUAUCACAUUUGCUGGGCUCUGAGGAACAACAGAAUGUGAUGGACAGACUCAAAAAAGAGAUCAAUGCGAUCUAUGUGGAGACCAAAAGAGCCACCAUCCAAAGUGCAGCCCACAUCCCGUUCUACAUCUACGUCGUCAUCUUGGUUCUCGGAUGGAACGAGUUCAUGGCCGUUUUGCGCAACCCUCUUCUGUGCACUCUGAUCAUCUUGUCUGGUGGAGGGUUCUACGUGUGCUAUCAGUUGCAGAUGCUUGGACCAAUUCUCAGUGUUGCUACUGCUAUGUUCGAAGAGACCAAGGUGGUGAUCAAGGCUAAGCUCAAGGAGCUGCUGCUGGAGCCAGAAGCGGCAGCUGUGCCUGCUCCGGAGAUCAUUGAGCUAGAUGAUUUGAGUGAACUGAAAAAGGACUAA